This is a messenger RNA of Lacerta agilis (Sand lizard), 1295 nucleotides long. RefSeq names its product coiled-coil domain containing 102B (gene CCDC102B). The record is from RefSeq and is a predicted model, not a curated record. The coding region runs from base 286 to 1215 and encodes 309 amino acids. Lineage: Eukaryota; Metazoa; Chordata; Lepidosauria; Squamata; Lacertidae. The transcript is spliced from 5 exons.
AAAUACCCAACAGGUCAAAUGUCUUGUUUUGGAGCAGAUGGUGGAGCGUGUUUCUAAUAUGAGAGCUUCUCCAAAAGAUUACAUCAUCCCAGCAUAUUUUCCUUAAAAUGUGCAAUUGUGGAGUGGCUUUAAUGCUGGAAAUAAGCCUGUUGGCCGGCCCCCAGAGCCGUGCAGAUGAGAAAAAGAUGCAGGAAAUUCUCUUGUUUACUCAUGUCUGUAACACUGAGAAGCAAGAACAGCUCCUCAAACCCACAGGGUGUGGAAACAAGUGAAUCACCUUGAGACAUGGAUUUUGACGCUGUCUGCAACAAGCAGCUCCUUAGAAACCAACUAAAGGAGCCCCACGAUGUUGAAGCACAGAACUGUGCAAAAGCGUGUAGCACCUGCAACUCCAGUGUCGUAUCGCCAAGAAUACUUCCACCCCAAUCCUACCGUCCCUCUGUGUAUAUUUAUAACAGCAGCGACUGGGAAAUUUGUGAGGAGUUACGGCUUCGGGAGCUUGAAGAAGCCAAGGCUAGGGCAGCCCAAAUGGAGAAGACCAUGCGUUGGUGGUCAGACUGCACGGCCAACUGGCGUGAGAAAUGGAGCAAAGUCAGAGCUGAAAGAAAUAAAGCCCGUGAAGAAGGGAGGCAACUGAAGCUUAAGUUGGAAGCCUCAAUGAAAGAGCUGAGUGCCCUGAAAAAAAUUAACCAAUGUUUACUCACAGAAAAUGAAGGUGUGGAAGCUAGGAAUGUGAGGAAAAAGGGCUUUGCUUUUUCUGAAAUGUGCUUGAUGACAGAGGGCCAUUCAGCAGCUCUGGAGAAAGAGCCUGUUAAACAUGUCCAGAACAAUAAGAUUUUUGAGGUAGAAAGUCUCUGUCAGGAGGUUUAUGCGACUGAAAACCCUUUAGGAGACCACCAAGGUAAAAUAAUCAAUUUGGAGAUUCUUGAUUCCAGAGGCAAACACACACCAGUUUUUCUGGAAAAUCCUGACACAAGCAAAGAGUAUGAAACCAGAUCUCAGGAAGAUGAAGUAGUACAUAUUUCUGUGUUGCAUUUGCAUCUUCAUGAAUCAAGGAAAAUCUUGCAGAAGGAGCAAAAAAUCCGCUUGUCUCUGGAGAAAGAGAUAGAGAAGCUGAAGUCAGAAAAAAUCCUAUGGAAAUGGAAAUAUGAGGAGCUAAGAAAGUCCAAACAGCAGAGUCUAAAGCAGGUAUGUUGCAAAAGGCAGUUAGCAUAGGUAACUGAAAAAUAAAUGAAAGUGCUUCUCUUUUGUUGUCUUGCUCUCCCAUACGUACAAACCUAAGAUGCAGAUUAUGA